Aspergillus puulaauensis is the source of this 216-nucleotide messenger RNA. RefSeq lists its product as uncharacterized. The transcript has 2 exons. The record is from RefSeq and is a predicted model, not a curated record. NCBI's taxonomy places the organism in Eukaryota, Fungi, Ascomycota, Eurotiomycetes, Eurotiales, Aspergillaceae. The coding region runs from base 1 to 216 and encodes 71 amino acids.
AUGGGUGCCGUCUUUUCUUGUAUAGCGGACCUCUUCCGCUCCAUCGGUGCAUGCAUCAUGGGUGUCGUGAACGCCAUUGCAACCGGUAUCAAGGUCGUCAUCAACGGCAUCGUCUCAGUCCUCGGCGUCCUCGUCUCAUGCCUUACCUGCGGAUAUUGCGGACGGAAAAGGCGGGGCACACGAGGGACGCAUCAUAGAUCGCGGGCAGUAUUUUAG